AUGUCUUCCUCUCCUGGGAUCAAGCGUCGGGAACAUGUGGACAUGAUGUACAUCUCCAUUGAGACAGCCAUAGCCCUGGCUUCUGUAGUGGGGAAUGUGCUAGUGGUGCUGGCUGUGUGUGUGAACCGGGCUCUCCGCAACACCACCUUCUGCUUCAUCGUAUCUCUGGCUGUGGCUGAUAUCGCUGUGGGGGUUUUGGUCAUCCCCCUGGCUAUUGUCAUCAGUCUGGAGUUUAACACUCAGUUCUACACCUGCCUCUUCCUCUCCUGCCUGCUGCUGAUCAUCACCCAGAGCUCCAUACUCUCCCUGUUGGCCAUCGCCAUCGACCGAUAUCUGCGGGUCAAGAUUCCCACCAGGUACAGCACCAUAGUGACCCAGAGGAGGGCAUAUGUGGUCGUCUGUCUGUGUUGGAUCCUCUCCUUCCUCACUGGGCUGGUUCCGAUGAUCGGAUGGAAUAACCUCGAUGUUCAAGGAAACCUCAGCAGCUCCAGCAACAUUGUGUGUGAAUUCACCACGGUCAUGAGGAUGGACUACAUGGUGUACUUCAAUUUCUUCGGCUGGGUGGUGGUACCGCUGUCCAUAAUGAUCGCUCUCUACGGGGAGAUCUUUAGGGUGAUCCGACGACAGCUUAACCGGCGCGCUGAAGCCACAUGUGACGGAGACAGGUACUAUCGGAAAGAGCUGAAGCUGGCCAAAUCACUGGCGUUGGUGGUCUUCCUCUUUGCUGUGUGUUGGCUGCCAAUACACAUCAUGAAUUGCAUCACCUUCUUCUGCCCCAAGUGUACCAUACCCAAGUUUGCCCUGUACGUAGGCAUUUUCAUGUCGCAUGUGAACUCAGCGCUCAACCCAAUGGUUUAUGCAUUCAGGAUAAAGCGGUUCCGCAUGACAGUCAUCCAGAUCACUCGUCGCUGCGUGUUAUGUAAACCCACAGAGCCAACUCCAUGCCCCACUAGCACACCAGCCCUGACGGAGAAAGUGGAUGUAAACUUGUAACAAAGAACUGCAGCACUCCUGCGGACAUGGCUUAAAAUGAAACGGUGCAACAGUGACACUCACGGGAUGAGGUCAUGUUUGGAAUAUCACUCCAUUAACCAACGAAAGCAAUGC
Epinephelus fuscoguttatus (brown-marbled grouper) is the source of this 1107-nucleotide messenger RNA. Its product is annotated as adenosine receptor A1. Bases 1 to 993 code for a protein of 330 amino acids. The record is from RefSeq and is a predicted model, not a curated record. Gene Ontology annotation, molecular function: G protein-coupled adenosine receptor activity. Gene Ontology annotation, biological process: G protein-coupled adenosine receptor signaling pathway. Gene Ontology annotation, cellular component: synapse; dendrite; membrane. Lineage: Eukaryota; Metazoa; Chordata; Actinopteri; Perciformes; Serranidae. The transcript is spliced from 2 exons.